GCUGGGAUCGAGCACAACUUUAUAUAAACCGAGCCCUUUAACUUUUCUAAACAAAGUAAAGAUGAACGCUAAAUAUACCAAAAGAAAAGCAAAGCAAUUCAAACCCACAACUCUGUCUUAACAGCAUCCAAGGCUUCUUCUAUCUCUCUUCUCUCUUCUCUCUUCUCUCUUUCUCUCUCCCCCCCCCCCUCUCUCUCUGUAACUCACUAAGGAAAGAAACCUUCCAAGUUUGAAAUGCCCACUGCUUUUCUUCAAUCCUGAUAGAAAAAAAAAAAGGAAUGGGUUCUGUAGAAGGAAUCCACCUCCAUUCCACAAAGCUUUCAAUGGCUGUUUCUGCUAUGAGACGUGUCUUCCUUUCUUUUUUACUUCUGUUUCUCGUUUCUUCUUCUCCUUCUUAUUCAAUUUCUUUACACAAUUCAUCAUCUCUUCAGAUGCAAGCUUCAAUCUUUCUUUCCCUUAAACAGGCUUUCUACGUUCCCACCACUUGUCUUGAUACUUGGAAUGAAUCCAACUUUAUGUCCCUCUGUUCAUGGACUGGCAUCCAAUGUGAUGACAUGGGAAGUUCAGUAGUAUCGCUUGAUAUAUCCAAUUUUAACAUCUCCGGGGUUAUAUCCCCUGCAAUCGGCGAACUCCAAAGUCUUCUGAACCUUUCCAUCGCUGGAAAUAGUUUCUCCGGCCUAUUUCCGCCUGAACUCCAUAAGCUAACCAGUCUUCGAUUUCUCAACAUAUCCAACAACCAGUUCAAUGGGAGCUUGAGCUGGAAUUUCUCAAGUUUAAGGGAGCUGGAAGUGUUGGACGUUUACAACAAUAACUUCUUCGGGUCUCUUCCUCUUGGGGUGACGGAGCUUCCGAAACUGAAGCAUUUGGAUCUUGGUGGGAAUUAUAUCUCAGGGAAGAUACCACCCAGUUAUGGAGCCAUGGAGGAGCUGAACUAUCUCUCCCUUGCUGGAAACGAUUUGGGAGGUCUUAUACCGGGUGAGCUUGGCAAUCUUACUAACCUGAAGCAGCUGUAUUUGGGUUACUUCAACGAAUUCGAUGGUGGUAUCCCGCCGGAGUUCGGCAAGCUGGUCAAUCUGGUUCAUCUCGACCUUUCAAGUUGCGGAUUGGAAGGCCCAAUUCCGCCAGAAUUGGGUAAUCUAAACAAGUUGGACACUCUGUUCUUACAGACCAAUCAGCUAAGCGGUUCUAUUCCACACCAGUUUGGCAACUUGAGUAGCCUGAAAUCUCUUGAUCUUUCAAACAAUGGUCUCACGGGAGAGAUUCCGGUUGAGUUCUCAGAGCUCCGGGAGCUUUCCCUCUUGCAUUUAUUUAUCAACAAGCUGCACGGGGAGAUUCCACGUUUCAUUGCAGAGCUACCAAAAUUAGAAGUGUUGAAGCUUUGGCAGAAUAACUUCACAGGGACCAUUCCCCCAAAGCUUGGACAGAAUGGUAAACUGACAGAACUCGAUCUCUCUACUAAUAAGCUUACUGGUUUGGUCCCUAGAUCUCUCUGCCUGGGAAGGAAGCUCAGAAUCUUGAUUUUGCUCAACAAUUUUCUGUUUGGGCCACUUCCCGAUGAUCUUGGAGACUGUGUGACACUGUUGAGAGUUCGGCUUGGGCAGAACUACUUGAGUGGUUCGAUUCCUUAUGGGUUUCUUUACUUGCCGGAGCUGUCACUAAUGGAACUCCAGAACAAUUACCUUACUGGGUGGUUUGCGGAAGAUCCAAACAAGGUACCUUCGAAACUAGGCCAGUUGAAUCUCUCAAACAAUCGCCUAUCUGGGUCUAUUCCAUCUUCUAUCGGAAAUUUCUCAAGCUUGCAGGCGCUUUUACUCGGUGGAAACCAAUUCACAGGGGAGAUUCCAUCUGAACUGGGCCGAUUAAAAAAUUUGCUCAAGUUAGACAUGAGCAGAAACAACCUGACUGGUAGAAUCCCUCCAGAUAUAGGUAAUUGCCUGCUACUGACUUAUUUAGACUUGAGCCAGAACCAACUCUCUGGUCCUAUCCCAGUUCAAAUCUCUCAAAUUCACAUACUGAAUUACCUUAACAUUUCCUGGAACCACUUAAACCAAAGCCUUCCAAAGGAAAUUGGAGCCAUUAAGAGCCUAACCUCAGCAGAUUUCUCACACAAUGAUUUCUCUGGUCGGAUACCUGAGAGCGGCCAAUUUGCAUAUUUUAACUCCACUUCAUUUGUGGGUAAUCCUCGACUCUGUGGUUCCUAUUUGAACCCAUGCAACUAUUCAGCUACGGCACCCUUGCAGUUUGAUGAUGGACAAAGUGCUAGGCCUCCAGUCACCAGCAGAUUUAAGCUCCUCUUUGCAUUGUGCCUCUUGGUUUGUUCAGUGGUUUUUGUAAUUCUGGCAGUCAUCAAGACACGUUCUGUAAGGAGGAGGAGUUCAAAGACAUGGAGGCUGACAGCAUUCCAGAAGCUAGAAUUUGGCAGUGAAGAUAUUCUGGAGUGCUUGAAGGAAAACAACAUCAUAGGAAGAGGUGGAGCUGGGAUUGUUUAUAAGGGAACAAUGCCAAAUGGAGAAGAAGUUGCAGUUAAGAGACUUCUGGGAAUAAGCAAAGGUUCUUCCCAUGAUAAUGGAUUCUCUGCUGAGAUACAGACACUGGGCAGGAUCCGGCAUCGGAAUAUCGUGCGGUUGUUAGCGUUUUGUUCGAAUAAGGAAACCAAUUUGCUUGUUUAUGAAUACAUGCCCAAUGGGAGCCUGGGUGAAGUUCUCCAUGGGAAGAGAGGGGGAUAUCUGGAAUGGGAUACUAGGCUCAAAAUAGCCAUUGAAGCUGCCAAAGGCCUGUGUUACUUGCAUCACGAUUGUUCUCCACUAAUUGUCCAUAGGGAUGUGAAGUCAAAUAACAUCUUGCUGGACUCUGACUUUGAAGCCCAUGUAGCAGAUUUUGGCUUGGCCAAGUUCUUACAAGAUACUGGGACUUCAGAGUGCAUGUCUGCCAUUGCUGGUUCCUAUGGUUACAUUGCUCCAGAGUAUGCGUACACAUUGAGAGUGGACGAGAAGAGUGACGUUUACAGCUUUGGAGUGGUACUGUUGGAACUGAUAACAGGUCGAAGGCCUGUUGGUGAUUUUGGAGAGGAGGGAUUAGACAUUGUUCAAUGGACUAAGAUGAACACCAACUGGAACAAAGAAGGGGUGAUGAAAAUCCUGGAUGAACGUUUAACCAAUGUUCCAUUGGAUGAGGCGAUGCAGGUGUUCUUCGUGGGUAUGCUCUGUGUCCAAGAGCACAGUGUGGAGAGACCCACCAUGAGGGAAGUUGUUCAGAUGCUGGUACAAGCUAAGCAACCAAGCACAUUCCCUUCACGAUGAACUUUCCUCAUAUUUGUUUCUGUGUAUACAAGUUUUGUCAGUGUUUUCCUCUAUCUUGAGCUCAACGAUCUAAUAUAUAUAUAAAUAUAACCAAAGCUGCAGUCGGUUGGAAUUGAUUGGAUCAUAAUAUCACCACCCAAUUCACCCGGUUUGUUCUUUCAUUUCAAUUA
Messenger RNA from Nelumbo nucifera (sacred lotus), 3469 nucleotides. It is a transcript of the gene BAM3, whose product is annotated as Leucine-rich receptor-like protein kinase family protein. Gene Ontology annotation, molecular function: ATP binding; protein kinase activity; protein binding. NCBI's taxonomy places the organism in Eukaryota, Viridiplantae, Streptophyta, Magnoliopsida, Proteales, Nelumbonaceae. Gene Ontology annotation, biological process: protein phosphorylation. The record is from RefSeq and is a predicted model, not a curated record.